UUGGUUACAAAUCACACUGGCUUUGCCCGAAGGUUCUCUCCCCCCACCCCACUCGAACCCCUCCCACUCUUUUUUAGCAUGCUGCCCAUGGGGACCUGGACCACUGCUGUCAGAGCGGUAGGUCGGGGUGGUUUAGUGGCGAGGGAGAAGCUGUAACUUCUACGUGACCAUGGUACCUGUUGAAAACACAGAGGGCCCCAAUCUGCUGAUCCAGAAGGGGAGAGAGGCGGAGACCGAUGGCAGCUGUGGAGCCAGCGGCGGCCGGCAUCCUGCCUGCGCGGGAGGUUGCAGCAUGUUCACCUUCCUGACAUCUGUCACUGCAGCAGUCAGCGGCCUCCUGGUGGGUUACGAACUGGGGCUCAUCUCUGGAGCCCUUCUUCAGAUCAGAACCCUGUUAUCCCUGUCAUGCCACGAGCAGGAAAUGGUCGUGAGCUCCCUGCUCAUUGGGGCGUUCCUGGCCUCUCUCACUGGAGGUGUGCUGAUAGACAGAUAUGGGAGAAGGCUCACCAUCAUCCUCUCGUCGUGCCUCCUAGGACUCGGAAGCUUGGUCUUGAUAAUGAGCUUGUCCUACACUGUACUUAUUAUGGGACGCAUUGCCAUCGGGGUAUCCAUUUCCUUGUCUUCCAUUGCCACUUGUGUGUACAUCGCAGAGAUUGCUCCCCAGCACAGAAGAGGCCUCCUUGUGUCCCUGAAUGAGCUGAUGAUUGUCAUCGGUAUCCUCUUUGCCUACAUUUCAAACUAUGUGUUUGCCAGUGUCUUCAAUGGUUGGAAGUAUAUGUUUGGUCUUGUCAUUCCCCUGGGGCUUUUGCAAGCAAUUGCGAUGUACUUUCUUCCGCCAAGUCCUAGGUUUCUGGUAAUGAAAGGACAGGAGGAGGCUGCCGGCAAAGUCCUCGGGAAGUUAAGAGUGAUCUCAGACACCACCGAAGAACUAACUUUGAUCAAGUCUUCCUUGAAAGAUGAGUAUCAGUAUAGUUUCUGGGAUCUGUUUCGCUCCAAGGACAACAUGAGGACCCGAAUCAUGAUAGGUCUGACGCUGGUGUUUUUUGUACAGACCACUGGCCAGCCAAACAUACUGUUCUAUGCAUCGACUGUCUUGAAGUCCGUUGGCUUCCAGAGCAACGAGGCAGCCAGCCUUGCCUCCACUGGAGUUGGAGUGGUCAAGGUAGUUAGCACCAUCCCAGCAACUCUCCUUGUGGACCACGUUGGUAGCAAAACCUUCCUCUGCAUUGGCUCCUCUGUGAUGGCUGCUUCACUGUUGACCAUGGGUAUUGUGAAUCUCAACAUCAACAUGAAUUUCACCAAUAUCUGCAGAAGCCAUAGCCCUCUUAACCAGUCCCUGGAGGAGCCUGUGUUCUAUGCAACCGAGAACCUGUCAAUUGGCAACAGCAGUCUUGGGGAGCACUUUAAAGGAGUCCCCCCACACAGCAGGGGCUCAUUCAUGCCUAUGGGACAUGGCAUGGAGCAGAAAGGGGAGAUGCCCCUCACUUCUUUACCAAAUGCUGGACUGAGCCAAACCGAACACCAGGUAGUCGCAGACGCUGCUGUUGUCCCAGCUGCUUACAAAUGGCUGUCCUUGGCCAGCUUGCUUGUGUAUGUUGCUGCUUUUUCAAUUGGUCUAGGACCGAUGCCCUGGCUGUUGCUCAGUGAGAUCUUUCCUGGCGGAAUUAGAGGCCGAGCCAUGGCCCUGACUUCUAGCAUGAACUGGGGCAUUAAUCUUCUCAUCUCUUUGACAUUUCUGACGGUGACUGAUCUUAUUGGCUUGUCAUGGGUUUGCUUCAUAUAUACAAUCAUGAGUCUAGCAUCCCUGGUUUUUGUUGUUCUGUUUAUACCUGAGACUAAGGGAUGCUCUUUGGAACAAAUAUCAAUGGAGCUAGCAAAAGCGAACUAUGUGAAAAACAACAUUUGUUUUAUGAGUCAUCACCAAGAAGAAUUAGUGCCAACACAACUUCAGAAAAGAAAGCCCCAAGAGCAGCUCCCAGAGUGUAAGAAGCUGUGUGGCAGGGGACAGCCACAGCAGCCUUCUCCAGGACCCUAAGGGGCUCAGAUCCUUACACGUGGUGCUGUGGCAGAACCUACUACAGGGGGGUCGGCCAUGGCUUCUCCUCAGUGUCACGGAGAACUUUUACAUGGACACCCUGAAAUUAGAAAGACAACCUUUAAUCCUCUUCCCCAAAUGGGACCUUUGUCAAAAGGUAGAUGAGGCAUUACCAAUGCCCUAAUAUAUCAGGUUUUAAAAAAAAAAGAAACAAUAACAAAAUCCUGACAGGUUCAAUACCUUCUAUGUUCUCCCCAGUGCAGCCUUUGAAAGACGAAGUUCUAGUGACAAGGCCAGCCAUGCCAGUCACAGCUUAAUACUUAGACACAGAAGCAUUCUGGGCGGGUAUUCACCAUCUUUGCCUCUGAAGCCACCCCUUGCUCUGGGUCCUCUGUCAAAACACGGCGGAUGAUUCAAUUGCACCUGUGUUGUAGAGUAGGGACUAUGGUGUCCUGGGAAGACUACUGACAACUCAAGUCCACCAUUACCAAGAUUACGUAGCUAGGACAGCACACAUAAUGAAAAAGUCAAUCAAAAUAGCCUUUUUAAAAUUUUAUGUGCAUUUUAAAAAAUGUUAAAAAAAUAAAGCAUUUUUCCGUUUUUUAAAA
This is a messenger RNA of Arvicola amphibius (Eurasian water vole), 2643 nucleotides long. RefSeq names its product solute carrier family 2 member 12 (gene Slc2a12). Lineage: Eukaryota; Metazoa; Chordata; Mammalia; Rodentia; Cricetidae. The transcript has 5 exons. The coding region runs from base 170 to 2035 and encodes 621 amino acids. The record is from RefSeq and is a predicted model, not a curated record. Gene Ontology annotation, biological process: transmembrane transport. Gene Ontology annotation, cellular component: membrane. Gene Ontology annotation, molecular function: transmembrane transporter activity.